AUGAUUGUUUUGUUGUGGCUACGAAACCUCACCGAACACGUAAGGAAUACCGAAAUCUAGAAUUUUGAGUACAUUUCUAACGAAAAAUUUAAUUAAUUUCCAUAUUGUACCAGUUAAUUAUGUAGUAAUUGUUUGCCCAAGUAUUUCAAGUCGUCAUCCAGCUAUGAGAUCAAUACCAGCUCUAUUACUUACGGUAACCGUACUCCUCGUACAAUUACAAUACACUUAUCAUUUUAAAAGCGAACGAAAUGUCGGUCUGGCCGAAAAGAUCACCGCGCUCAAAGAAAUGGCUGCCAAGAAAACCAUAGUCAAGCUGAAUAACUUUAAAUUCAAGGACUACGUCAAAUGGUCCGCCAGGAAUUACUCGUUCGUCGUUAUGUUCACCGCUAUGGAACCUCAUCGUCAAUGUUCCAUUUGCAGCGUCGUCAACGAAGAAUUCCAAAUCGCCGCUAAAUCUUUCCAACUCACUCACGGCCUAUCUGAUAAACUAUUCUUCGGAGUGAUGGAUUUCGACGACGGAUCCGAAGUAUUUCAGAGCUUACAAAUCAACACCGCUCCAGUCAUCGUGUACUUCCCACCCAAACGAAAGAUCAGCAGGAUAACCGAUUUGCAACAACUCGACAUGCAAAGAGUCGGUUUCUCGGCCGAAGCGAUCGCUAGAUGGAUUACAGAUAAGACAGAUCUCGACUUCAAAGUAUUCAGACCUCCUAACUACAUCAGUACGUUCGCUCUGCUGACUAUGUUCUUCAUCGGAUCGCUAGUUAUGUACUUUAAACAAGAGAACUUCGAGUUUUUACAAAAUCGAACCUUAUGGGCCAUAAUAACGAUCAUAUUUUGCCUGACGAUGACCUCGGGCCAGAUGUGGAAUCAUAUUAGAGGUCCGCCAUUCUACCAUAAAUCGCAUCAAGGUGUCAGUUACAUUCACGGAUCAUCCCAGGGACAAUUUAUCGCCGAAACGUAUUUCAUAUUUUUACUCAACGGUUGUUUCGCCACUUGUGUUAUAACGUUGAUCGAGUCUAGCUACAGUGCUGAGCACAGUAGCGGUAAAAAAGCUACCACCGUUAUAUCUGUGAUAAUAGCCGCGUUCCUGUUCAGCGCUUUAUUAUCUAUAUUUAAAGCGAAAGCCGGUGGGUAUCCGUAUAGAGGACUGCUGUAACACUGUGAUCUUUUUCAAACACCCAAGGUAUUGCUCGUCACCACCGUUCAACCAAUUCAGCGUUGCACAAAUCCAGCAAUCCUUUCCCUGUUUUUCGAGUCCGUUUACUUUUUAUUAUGUUCUGUUUGUUGAUUCUGUGAUUUUUCAAGUGUAUAAUUUUACGCCUUCAUGUAGUCGUUAGGCGUUUACUUCUUUAUUAUUUUAUACAACUAUGGUCGCGCAUUUGAAAUGCUUAAAUCGCUCUUUAUUGUUAAUCGUUUCUUCGGAUACGUUUGUAAUAUAGGUUUAUAGGUUCGCUAUAAUUAUUAUAGUUCUUAUAGGUAUAUUUUUUCUCAAUUUUUUUUCUUUCGUUUUGUACACUCGAGUUUCUGUUUUCUUGUUUCUUAUUCGAGUAUCGUUUAUAGAUGUACGUUGAACGUUACAAUUAUUCGAAGAAAAAAUAAGCGUCAAAAUGAUCGUUUGUUAUACAUAUGUUUUUUUUCUCAAUAAAACAGUCAACUAGCA
Molecule: messenger RNA, 1660 nt
Organism: Planococcus citri (citrus mealybug)
Lineage: Eukaryota; Metazoa; Arthropoda; Insecta; Hemiptera; Pseudococcidae
Product: tumor suppressor candidate 3-like
Exons: 1
Coding region: 164-1156 (330 amino acids)
Cellular component (GO): oligosaccharyltransferase complex
Source: RefSeq, a predicted model, not a curated record